AUGGAUGUUGACAGUGAAUUCAGUUAUGAUGAUGACAGUGAUACUUUGGACCCAAGAAUUAAGGAGGAACUGGACAAUCUGAACACUUGUUCUGAUACAAUAAACAAACUAGGCAAUGAACUGCAGGCUGCUCGUGAAAAAUUUGAAAUGAACAAACGAAAGGCAAAGCACGCAGUGACCAAGAUGUACAAGUCCAUGGGCAGGAGGAAUGUCCAAAUGGCCAAGAAGUAUUACAUCACAUUGCAAGACAUUGAGAAGUUGAAAAGCAAUUUGCACAAGUCCACAAUAAACUACCACAACAUACAAACCCACUGUGAGCUAUCCAAAAAGAAAGUUGUGCAGCUGGAGAAGUUGCUGUCACAACAUGGCAACAAGUUGGACGUUGUGUUACUCGAUGAACUCAACAACGCCAACAUUCAGUUGACGAAAGGAAAGGUGGAAAUGUCGAAGGAGGACGAGGAACACAGCAAGAUGACGGGGAGGUUGUUUGUCUUGGAGAGGCAGCUGACAGAGGAACCAUUCUUUCAACUGAAGAAAGAGCUGGAGAAGAAGUUGAAAGCAGAACGUCAAAAUGCAGAAGACCUUCAUCUCGCCCUUAUCUGCCACCAACAGAAGUACAAGAUGACGUUGAUGACGUUGGAGAACAUUUCAAACGAGGAGCACAUGAGGAGGCAGUUGAUGAGCACCAUGUUGAUGGGCAUCAGAACUCCAGACAUAUCCAGCCAGCUAUCAACGGACGACGACAACGAGGACUACCCCGACGAUAAUGACUCUGCAUUCAGUGACUACGACCUCCAGAAGACAAUCACAAAUCUCGUCAGGGAACAGGAAAUACUUCAGUCAGACUCUGCAUCACUCAUUGAGACAAGUUCGCUAUCGAGGGUGACGAAUGUUAAAAUAGGUGCAGCAGACAUUGAUCUCUCCCUGGCACUUUCAACAACAUCAACAAUAACAAACACCCUACCAUCAACAAUUGCAACCUCAUCUAUAUUAAUCACAUCAACUGCAGCAACAACAACAACAGACGCAGCCACAACGGCAGCAGCAACAGCAGCUGCUGAUGCGUUGCCCAUGGUGAGGGAGGACAUAGAUGGUGCUGAAGACCACCUCACUCAUGAACAUCUCAACUAUCCCAACAACAACAACUACAACAAUUAUAGCUUUAAUAGAUAUGAAAACAGUUUCAACAAUGGUAGAGGAGAUAUCAGUAACAAAUUUGCAUUGAUAAAGUUAUCAAACUACACCAGCAACAAUAAGGCCAAACAUUUUUCCAUCUCAAUUAGUGACUCGUCAUCAGCGGCACUGAUGAACCAGCAACAACUUACCCUUCUUAGUCCCAUGAUGUUGCAGGUCACUAACAACAACAGCAAAAACAGUAGCAACAACAGUGGCAACAACACUGAGCCCGAAAGAUACAGAAUAAGGCUAGGCAAUAUCGAAAUCGCCUGUCAACUGAAUUUUUUAUUUAACGUAUCAUUUAGCAUCAGAGCUGACAUCAAAGAUGUCGAUUAUGUUACACAUUUUGUUUGCAUAUUUUUUCACAUUAUUUACUUCAUUUUAGACCAUUAA
This is a messenger RNA of Helobdella robusta, 1569 nucleotides long. RefSeq lists its product as hypothetical. Bases 1 to 1569 code for a protein of 522 amino acids. The transcript is spliced from 10 exons. The record is from RefSeq and is a predicted model, not a curated record. Gene Ontology annotation, molecular function: protein kinase inhibitor activity. Gene Ontology annotation, cellular component: cytoplasm. Gene Ontology annotation, biological process: intracellular signal transduction; negative regulation of protein tyrosine kinase activity. NCBI's taxonomy places the organism in Eukaryota, Metazoa, Annelida, Clitellata, Rhynchobdellida, Glossiphoniidae.